GCGGGGCCGUGACGUCACCGCCGGGCGCGCGGGGCGGCCGGGCGCCGCAGUGCGGGCAGGAGGCGGCGGCGGCGGCGGGGUGAGGCGAGGUGAGGCCGGGCCUGUGCGCACCUGUGCGGCCGCGCCAUGGUUCGCUUCGGGCUGACCGUCGUCCGGCAUGGAGAAACAAGAUACAACAAAGACAAGAUCCUGCAAGGUCAAGGAGUGGAUGAGCCACUUUCUGCAACUGGUUUCAGACAAGCAGAUGCUGCUGGUUUAUUUCUCAGUAGUGUGAAGUUUACUCAUGUCUUUUCAAGUGACCUCCUUCGAGCAAAGCAGACUGCUGCCACAAUUCUAGGAAAAAAUAAGUUUUGCAAAGAUUUGGAAAUCAAGUAUGAUGCAAGACUUCGAGAGAGAAAGUAUGGUGUUGCAGAAGGAAGGCCUUUGACCGACCUCAAGGCUAUGGCAAAGGCUGCUGGGGAGCAGUGUCCUUCAUUCACGCCUUCUGGAGGAGAAACACUGGAUGAAGUAAGAGAACGUGCAAGGGAUUUUUUUGAAUUUCUGUGUCAGCUAGCUGUUGAAUUGGAACGGAAAGAACAAGACAUGCAUGGUGCAGCAAGCAGAAGCUCAGGAACACCUGAAGAACAGUUAGUUUUCCCUUGGACGAACCACUGCAGUGAAGCAGAACUGAGCUCUGAUAACAGUGGAGCUUCUAAAAUAUUAGAUGCCAAUAUAUUAGUGGUGAGUCAUGGAGCCUACAUGAGGAACUGGAUUGGUUAUUUUGUUUCAGAUCUCAACUGUACUUUACCAACAAAUUUAACAAAGUCUCAGUUGUCUUCUGUCAGUCCCAAUACAGGAGUUAGUCACUUCAUUAUAAAACUUGAAAAUGGAAAUUUGUUAAAACCUGAAAUCACAUGUGUUUGUCUUAAUCAAGACUCUCACUUAGUGGAUGUGGGAGCUGAAUGUGUAGCCUCAAAAGUGUUUUAAGAGUCUUGGUAGGGGUAAGUGGGUUUAGAUAACUGUUAUACUAAGCUUGGGAAAUGUAUCUGUACUAAUUACUGAGACUGACUGGAGUUAUUGACACUAAACUGCAAAACUGAAGAUGUGCAACUGCUUACCAUCUUAAAAUAACAUGAUUUGCAUGGUCCUAGUGCCCAAUAUAAGUUGGCACUAGAGAAAUAACACGAAUGUUCUUUAUGAACAGAUACAUAAUAAUUCCAGUCACUUGCAUAUCUGCUCCUAGAGCGCAUAUUUUUAAAAAAUUGUUUUCAUUAGCCCAUAAUUAUUUUAGUUAUCUCCAGGUAAAAGAGUCGGGGAGGGGAGAGGAAUGGUACCUCAAAGAUGAGCUAUACUGUAUUCUUGUUUUAUUACAAAAUGCUAUAUUGUAAUAUUAAACAUAUAUGUUGUUUUAAAAUAAAUUUUUGAAUGCAAUAGUUUAACCUAAAAAGGAGCCUUGCCUAGUGGAAAAGAUUUGGUACAGAGUCAGGGGACACGUUCCUGGCUCUGAUACUAAAUAGCUGUGAGACUCUGGGCAAAUCUCUUUUCCAUUUAUAGAAUGGGGAUGAUGAUACACCUACCUCGCAGGAGUGUUUUGUAAGGAAUUGUGAGUGUUGUUGAGACCUCUGUUGAAGAGCACUGUACACAAACAUAAGGUAUUUGUUUUUAACUGUAAGCAGGAUGAGGAACCUGAUGUGCACAUAGUUGAAAUAACAGUCUCUCUUCUGAUAAGUAACCUUAUCAAUAGGGUGAGUUGUACCUGACUAGAAUCCUUUUGUCAAUUGCAGUCAUACACUUGAUGGGUGAAUAUUUUUGCCUACAAUUAGGCAAGUUUGAUUGCUUGAUGAGUGCUUAUAGUUGCGGUUAGUACGGCAUUCUUUCCCCACUGGGGUGUUUGUAGUGUUACUGUGUAAGCUUAUUUGAUUUAUGUUAUUUAUAAUAUCCACAUACUUUUUCUUCAUUUGCAUAUCUUAAGCCUGUUUAAAAAAAACCAACCAAACAAACAAACCAAACAAAAACCAGAAACAAAUUAAAGGCUCCUGAAUAGAACUCCAUUUCGUCUGUAUUUUUUUUUGAGGUAAAAAACCUUUACUAUUACUCUAUGAAGCUUUUCUCAGAUUGUGUAGCUUCCUUUUUUUUCUGAAAAACCCAAGGCUGUUCUUUUACUGUGAAAAAGAGCCUUUUUAGGGCUGAUGGAUCAGUGCUAUCCUGACUCUUUAACAUCACUGAUGUUAAAAUGUUAAGGACCUACUUAAAUUGCUUGCAACAGUACAAAAUUAACUGGUAGUCUAAGUUUUAAUUUUUUUGUAAUUUUUAAAAAUAUCCUAUCCUGUGUACUUAAACUACUUGGCUUCUUUGCCCUGAAGCAGAGACUUGAAUUUUGAGGAGAAAAAAGAGGUUGCUAUUGUUUCCUUGAACAGGUGGGUACCUGUUCUUCACUGUGGCCCUACUGAAAAACAGGCACAAAAUUAUUUAAGCUGAUUCUGGUAACUGUACUUUGCUGCUUCUAUUACUGGACUGUGAUUCAGUAGGAAGGUUCUCAUGAUUCCUCCGUGAACACAGAACGGGGCUCUGCUUCUGUUCUUUUUGCUGUUCAUCCAAUACUAAUACUGCUAAAAUGUAGAUGAUGGUGAAGUGGGAGGUGUUCGGCCCUGUGGUGAUCAGAGGUAGGCUUCUAAGGUUGUUGUAUUGGGUCUGGCUGAGAUGGAGUUAAUUCUCCCCACAGCAGCCCUCAUAGUGCUGUGCUGUGUAUUGGCAGCUAGCAAGGUGUAUUGGUGUGCUGUGUAUUGGUAGCUAGCACCAGUGUUUUGGCUACUGCUGAGCGGUGCCAGCACACAUCAAGGCUGUCUCUCCAACAUUUCUCCCCCCGUCCCUCAGCAGCAGGCUGGGGGUGGGCAAGAUCUUGGGAGGGGACACAGCCAGGACAGCUGACCCAAACUGACCAAAGGGAUAUUCCAUACCAUAUGACAUCUGCUCAGCAAUAAGAAACUGAAAGAUAGGGGGAGGAACAGGGCGGGGGCAUUCAUUUUUUUUUUUUUUUUUUUACAACAUUUGUCUUCUGGAGCAAGGAGUACGUGUACUGAAGCCCUGCUUCCCAGGAAGUGGCCGGACAUCAUCUGCUGAUGGGAAGUAGAGAAUAAUCAUUUGCUUUUUGCUUUGCUUCCACGUGCGGCCUUUUGCUUUAGCUACGUUAAACUGCCUUUAUCUUGACCCACGAGUUUGGGGUUGUUUUUUCCAUCUUAUUUUCUCCCCUCCCUGCCUUGCUGAGGCGGGGAGUGAUAGAGCAGCUUGGUGGACAGCUGGCAUCCAGCCGAGGUUAAACCACCAUAGUGGUGUUCUCCAGAACCUGGAAAUGAACUGAAGGCUUUUUACUUGCAGCGGGGCUUGUUUAUCUGGCAAAUACCCAUGAAACCAUCUGCUGCUGCAUCUGAAAACUAGUCCAUAGAGAGGAAAGCAGCUUACCUGAUGUGUAAAGAUGGAUACUGGUAACUGAUGUCAGCCAAGAGUGGACUUUCAAUGUCUAACGCGUUAUAUAACGUGAAGGGCUGGAUGCCCUUAAGUUGGGUUGGCACAUUUAAAUUGGAGUUUCAUGCUGAACUUCUGCAUUGGUAGGCUAAACUUGGUACUGACUGAUCAGCUGGCUUCCUUGCAUUUCUUUACAGGUACAGAGGAAAGCUGCUUCAUUGUGGCUCCUCUUUCCCCGUACGAGGCAGUUCAUAAAUGUACAGAUACUCAUAAAUACUCUGGGCAAAAUCUUAUGACUAGGGGUUUUCCAGCAAACAUGAAAUCUUCAUAAUAUAGAAUCCUGGGAAGCUUAAGAUUCCUCAAUAACAUAAAAACAAGCUUUGGUCAAAAUGACUCUAUUUCAAGUUUAAUUUUAUAUAAGCAGCCUUUGUUCAAAACAAAGAUAUUCUUAAGCGAAGUGUUUCAGUGUUAUUCAGAAGUAAAAAUUUCUGAAUUCAAAUAGUGACAAUAAAAUAUUUAGAAAAUUAGUUUGGUUUUUUUUUUUUGAGAAAGCCAACCAACUGGAAAAAUCCUUGGCUAGUAAACCAUUAUUGACAUUAUGAAUGAUUACCACCCAAACAGUAAGUUUGUGUUUGUGAAAUUAAAAAGAGUCUGUUCCAAACUGAAAGUACAGAGAUGACAGUGGUAGCUUGAGGAACUGCUCAAGACUUGUGUUUAAAAGUGUCCAUAGAUCUUUUGCACAAAUAAAAUAAUUCAUUCUUAACAUACUAGAGGAAAUAAGUUGUGUACGUAGGAAGGAAAAACGGAAAUGUCGGCUUUUGCACAGACUCCUUGAGCUUCCUCUGAAAUACAUCUUCCUAGAGGGCUCCUGAAUACUAAAUUGAUGAUCACAGCCAAAGAAGGUGGAAAAGUUUUAAUUCUGACUACUAACAAAGUUAAUGGCAGAGGGUGGGAGGGGAGUUCAUUCUUUAUUUGCCUGCCCCCAGUAGUGCCUGUUUAUUUAUUAGGGAGGCUAGUUGCAUAGCAGGAGACUGUCCUGUUCUGUUGGUGCUUUAAAUAGCUUGAACUUUUCUGUAAUUGCCAUGUCCUGAAUUUGGUCGGUCAUUCCAUUAAUAAUACUUCUUGGAGCCAGAAUAACCAAGUUGAAAAUGUGCAUCCUUCAUCAGCUAGAAAAUGAGUGGAGACCUAAUGUUUUCCUCCCUAAGUCAGCAACUUUUGUCAAAUGUUUCGAAACACACUAGCGAUUUCUGUGCUUCCCUUAGUUUAAAAGGCUUCUUUUUCUUUCUUGCCUAUGCUCAAGCAGGUUAAUAAACAUUUUGUUCUUGCUGAUGAGGUAAAUAUCUUAUGGGAACAUCUACUUAUUUAUUAAAUGCUUUGCCACUUCUUGGGUAAUACUCUUCCCAUGGGGAUUUUUUACUCUUCCUCUAGAAUAUGCUUUACCUUCUUUAAUGUGUUUGUAGGUGGCUAAAAUUUAGACCCAUCCUAAGGAACCUGUCUUUAUGAUUGUUUUUUUUAAGUUAUUGUUAAUAAUUUUUUUCAUCUUGUGUUAACCCUUACAUAGGGCAAGCAGAUGGUACAAUAGCAUCUACCUGUGAAAAAUAUCAAAGGGUGAAACCAUUCAAGUCUUCUGAAUGGCUCCUGUGUUAAUGAAGUAACGUUUUCCAAUGAAAAACUGGAGAGCCAGAAUCUCCUAAUUAAGAUUUUGUAAAACACACUAAAUUGGUGCAAACACAUCUGCCAGUGGCUGGGGAAGUAUAAGCAGUCAGGCAUGUUCUGCAGUUGCCCUAUUGUAUCUGCACUUGACAUUGUUGAAGACAGGAUACUGGCCUAGGUGAUCUUACAUCCUGUCCUUUUUCUUUCAGCUUUAUUAUAUCAGAUGUAAGCUUCUCUGUGCAUUGAAAAGUAAAUCAGUAACUUUGGAAGCUUCUGGAGUUAAUUGUAAGCCUUUUUUUCUUUAGAUCUGUAUAUACUACUGGUCUUUUUAAGUCAUUGAAUUGACACCGAAAUGAAAUCUUUCUUCUUGCUCUUUUAAUAAAGUGACUCUUGCACAUUUG
Grus americana (Whooping crane) is the source of this 5495-nucleotide messenger RNA. It is a transcript of the gene TIGAR, whose product is annotated as TP53 induced glycolysis regulatory phosphatase. The record is from RefSeq and is a predicted model, not a curated record. Gene Ontology annotation, molecular function: fructose-2,6-bisphosphate 2-phosphatase activity. Gene Ontology annotation, cellular component: cytosol. The coding region runs from base 127 to 966 and encodes 279 amino acids. Lineage: Eukaryota; Metazoa; Chordata; Aves; Gruiformes; Gruidae. The transcript has 6 exons. Gene Ontology annotation, biological process: fructose 2,6-bisphosphate metabolic process; negative regulation of programmed cell death; regulation of pentose-phosphate shunt.